AUGGAUGAAUUGGAAAGUUUAUAUUACUGUCAUGAUAAACUCUUAAAUUAUUUGGUAUCGACUAAAAUGAUAAAGAACACCAACGAAGAAAAAGCUUUAAGAUCUGUUGAUUUUAGAUCUUAUAUGGACAUUGAAGGAAAUCAAAACCAAUUGGAAUCAACCAGAUGGGUUAAAAUUUGGGAAAACUUAUUUGCUGUUGAAUGUCUAAAUAAUUUACAGCUAUCAAGACCUGUGUUUAAAAAUUUGUAGCCUAGACCUUAACCUUAUUUCAGUACAUUGGCUGGUCUAUUGAUAGGUAAUUUUUAAACUUUACAAUUAUGUAUUUAUGUAUGUAAAAUCUUCAAAUUGGUUUUCUUUUUUAACAGACUAAUUAAUAUUAAAAUUCAAUCUUAUUGGAUUUUUUCUUAUUAAGUGAUAUCAUAAUUUCAUUUUAUCUUUUUAGGUAAAAACGGCGUUAAUCAUGGAAUUGAAGUUAAUGAAAGAUUCGUAGAUUUGGCACGGGAAAAGUUAGCAGAAUUUAAUAUGAAUUCUGCUGCAGUAGAUCAUUUUGACUUUUGUGAACCGAUUUUUAUCCAUGGUAUAUUGAAUACAUGUAAAAACAAUGUUUUAAAAAAAUAAUGUUUGUAUAAAUUAUUAAUAUAGGAAAUGCUUGUGAAUUAUUAUCAGCGGGUUACUAUGAUAGGGUUUAUUGUGAAGCUGGUGUACCGUGUGACAAAUUGGAAUUUAUGAAAUCUCUUAUUAAGGUUUUAAUUUUCUAUUAAUACAUUAAAAAAAAAAAAAAAAAAAAAAACAUAGUAUUAUUUUGCUAAUUAGUAUAUUUUCUAGAUUAAUGGAAUAUUAGUUAUGUCAUUCCAUGGGUUUGUGUGGAAAUUGAUUAGACAGAAUGAGAAUAAGUACAAUAUGAAAAGAAUAAAUGAUAUAUCUACAGAUGUAUAUUCAGAUCUCAUAGUACGUGAACCUUGUUGUUUAACAACUGUGACUUUUC
Messenger RNA from Cinara cedri, 985 nucleotides. NCBI's taxonomy places the organism in Eukaryota, Metazoa, Arthropoda, Insecta, Hemiptera, Aphididae. The record is from the annotation of a GenBank genome assembly.